UUUCUGAUAAUGCGCUCAAUCGCUCUCGAUGCCGCGCUCCGACUCCGUGAAAUUCCGUACAGAACGCGGGCAAUUUUUGUAAACAAACGAGUGUUUUGGUGUCGCGGGUGGUCAGUUCCUCCAGUGCGGAAAUUACGAUGGCCACAAAUGGGCAGCCGAAUCUUUUUUUUCGAUCGCCAAGAUGGGGGAUUUUGCCGCCCCCUAUUCGCAGGGAAUUCGGCAGUGUUGAGUGCUGAAAAGUGUCGGAAAAUGUGCAGAAUAGCUUGUUCCGGGUCGUAGCAAUAUGGUCCAGUUGUAACAAUUAUAGAAUGAAUAGUCGCUGAGCACACACGCACGGGUCAACAUGGACUCGGUGGAAGCAAUGGAGCUUAUCGAGGACGAUAACAUCACCGGAGCGUCCGACGAUGACGACGACGGAGAUCCCAGCAGCCCGGGCAGUGCGUAUGAUGACGGAACCAACCUGAUCAAUGUGGCAAUGGAAAACGAAGUUACGGCACAGCUUGUCGCCGCUGGAGUAGUCGGAGUGGCUGCCGCUGCAGCAAUCACAUCCUCCAAGAAGAAGAAGCGUCCGCAUUCGUUCGAAACGAACCCUUCCAUUCGGAAGCGGCAGCAGAACCGGUUACUGCGAAAGCUGAGGCAAACCAUCUUCGAGUAUGCAACCCGCGUCGGUCAGCAAGCGGUUGUCCUGGUGGCAACCCCCGGCAAACCGAACAAUAUCUUCAAAGUGUUCGGCGCUAAACCGUUGGAAGAUGUGCUGAAGAACCUACGCACGAAUGUGAUGGACAAGCUGGAUGAAGCACUAGCGGCACAGGCUCCCCCACGCGUUCAGGACGAUCCGUCACUAUUCGAACUGCCCCCGCUGAUCAUAGACGGAAUCCCAACGCCGGUGGAGAAAAUGACGCAAGCCCAAUUGCGAGCAUUUAUCCCCCUGAUGCUCAAGUAUUCCACCGGGCGAGGUAAACCCGGCUGGGGAAGGGAUUCAACGCGUCCGGCCUGGUGGCCGAAGGAACUGCCGUGGGCUAAUGUACGCAUGGACGCUCGAACUGAGGAGGAGAAGCAAAAAAUAAGUUGGACACACGCCCUUCGGAAGAUAGUGAUCAACUGUUACAAAUACCACGGCCGAGAAGAUCUGCUGCCAGCUUUCAGUGAAGAAGACGAGAAGGCUAAUGCGAUUGCCACCGCUAACUCUAACGUUGAGCAAAUAAAGAUUCAUAACUCAAACGUAAUCACGACCACAACCGGCGGCAACUCGAUUGCCAGUAGCAGCAACACCGGCCAGCAGCACAUUGUCAUCCAGCACCAGCCGAGCGGGACGAUAACCACCAGCAUACCGCAGUCGCAAAUCAUCAAGGAGAUAUCGGACGGGACGAUCCAGAUUCAGACGCAGUCCUCGCCAACGCAGACCCUGAAUGCGCAGGUUUGCCUCGACUCGAUGGCGCUAAACGAUGUGGAUUAUACACACACCGUGCUGCAAACAAUUCAGAACGCCGAUGGAACCAUGUCUAUCAUCCAGGUGGAUCCGAACAAUCCUAUCAUUACACUUCCAGACGGAACAACCGCACAAGUACAAGGAAUCGCAACGUUACAAGCCCAGGGUGACAACGGUGUCCACACAAUACAGACCAUAUCCGACGGUCAGGGUGAAAGCAUGUCGGUGGACUUGACAGAAGCCACUCUCGGUCAGGAUGGACAGUUGAUCAUAACCGGCGAGGACGGUCAAGAAUAUACUUACUCAGGCUUCCCGAUGAAUGUGAGCGGAAUGAUCACCGUUCCCGUAUCGGCCCAGAUGUACCAGACGAUGGUAGCUAACAUUCAGCAGCUGCCCAACGGGGACGGAACCGUGUGUAUAACUCCGAUGCAGGUACAUAACCAAAGUUCCACGGCGAACAUUAAUGCUAGGACGACGGUAGCGAACCAGAACGUGACACUUUCAUCAAACAAUACUAGUAACAGUAAUCAAAUGACCACCAACCAGUUCCCUACCAACAGUAGCUGUAAUUCAAACAGCCCAAAGAGGCCUCGAACCGUACAAAGUCAUACCGGUGUUAACGUCGCUAGUUCAAUAAACCCAAAAAUCGAUGCCGAUGAGCAUAUUUUUAACCAACUUUUAGCAUCAAGCCAAAGUAAGAAACAUAGUGUGAUAGCAAACAAUAACAAUAGUAACUCUACCAAUAACAAUACGAUUAAGAUCAAUCUCUCAAAAGAAGCCGUAGCCGCGGCUGCGGCAGCGUCCGGGGACAGAACUAGUCAGAAAUCGGCCCUACAUCAGGGUAUCGUUAUUCAGCUGAACAGCAAUCUUCUCAAUGCGAAAGAUCUCCUAAGCGAAAACCUGUCCGCGGCCAUCGAGAAGCAGGUUCAGCUUGUCAAGCAAGAACUGGAGGAAGCUCAACUGAAUAACGGUUCGAAACCGACUACGACCAGUCCGUCUCCGACGCCGACCUCGCGAAGUCCCAUCGAACUGGAUGAACAUGAUUAGAAUGAAAGAGAAGAAAAAAAACACAUUACCAAGAUCUUAGUUUCAACAGUAUAAGCAUAAUGCCAUCACUAAUUUAGUCAAAACAGCCACCCUCGAAGCAGCCAGAGUGCCUAAGAUUAGGUCUUAACUUGCGAUCCAGGCACUUACUGUUGUCUGACUGACUGACCUGACCGUGGACCUUAGUUGUGACCAACGCUGACGCUGUUUUUACAAUCUUUAUUCUGAGUUUCAAGUAUUGUUGAGUUUUUCAGUAGAAUUUGGUUGUUUUGGUUGCCAAAGAUUUAUCCGUUCAGGACAUCUGUAGCUGUUUUGGAUAUGAUUUAAAAUUUAGUUUAUUGCUUGUUGACGUGUAUCUCAAUUCUUCUACAUUGUAAAUUACUAUUCCGUGCUUUUGAGUAGUUACCUUGAAUUUUCACUGUAAAAUACAUCGACUAGUUCCUGCUUGGAAUUAGCUGAUAAUGGAGUUCGAGGAACUCCCUGGAUUGCUUGGGACAUUCCAACCAAUUAAAACUGCGGCCAUCCCAUCCUUCACUGUCGUGCUCUUAUCUUCCUGACGCCAGAGCUAAUAAAACUCCUCUUGAGCAGCCUUUCCUCGGGCAAAAUUCUCCUAGUCGAAGCUGAUCGGAUACACAAAUGCAAUUCAACGGUGUAUCUGCGGAACACCUCCCCCACGUUUCUGUUUACGUGUUCAAACUUUGCACCCCUCCUGAGACGACUUAACUGCUAGAUAGUGAAACAAAUGCAAUUAAAUGUAGUCCAACUUUUAGUCAAUCCUACCAUUUUUAUAGUAAAGUUUAGUUAUCGAUAGGCUUUUUUUAAUUUGAUUAUUUCAUCUUUAAGUUCAUGUGCCAUUUUAGUAUGAGUAUUUGUGGUUUGCAUUAUUUAUUUGUGUCCAUCUAAUUUCGUGUGUGUAUUAGUCAUUUUAUUUAUAAGUUGUUAGUUUAUAAAAUUAAAAUAUUAUUUAUAACGGAAUAAAGAAUCAGUCUUUUUUACA
This is a messenger RNA of Topomyia yanbarensis, 3470 nucleotides long. RefSeq names its product DNA-binding protein Ewg (gene ewg). The record is from RefSeq and is a predicted model, not a curated record. Bases 344 to 2476 code for a protein of 710 amino acids. Gene Ontology annotation, biological process: regulation of transcription by RNA polymerase II. Gene Ontology annotation, cellular component: nucleus. Lineage: Eukaryota; Metazoa; Arthropoda; Insecta; Diptera; Culicidae. The transcript is spliced from 8 exons. Gene Ontology annotation, molecular function: RNA polymerase II cis-regulatory region sequence-specific DNA binding; DNA-binding transcription factor activity, RNA polymerase II-specific.